AUGGUGCGGGUUACGGACGAGCUGGCGCUCUCGCCCGAGCACAUUGCUCUCUACCACGCCCCCGACCCUCUGCUGGGCCAGCUGCCCGUCCUCAUCUUCCACGGGCCCUCGACCACGGCCAACUACACGCUCAACAGCUCCCGCGUCCAGGUCCACGUCUUCACCCCCGCCGGCUUCCAGUCCUUCCCGCGCAUCACCAUCUCGCCCAGCUCCCCAUUCUACAGCGUCGUCAAUCACCUGCCGCGCGAGUUCCAGGGCGACGAGGUCUACCGUGGCCUGGCGUUUGGCCUGUUCCGCUACUUCAAGGAGCUGCCCGACAAUGUCAAGAACCACCUCAAGGCCGUCUACCCGCCCAAGGGGAAGCGCCCCGGCAGCGCCCCGACCCUCUUCAGCGAGCAACACGCCGCCGACCUGGUCAAGGAGAUGGUCAAGAGCGAAAACACCGUCGAUGUCGUUGCCACCCUGGACGAGGCCCUGCAGACCCAGCAUGUGAGCAACGUCGACAUUGACCUGAUCCUGCCGCCGGGGUCCAUAGUACCGCCCCCGCCGUCAGAGCUCGAGGACAUGCCCGAUGACGAGGACGACAUCAUCGACCCGACGCUGCGCCAGUACGGAGCCUAUACACCGCUCGUCAAGCUGUUUGGCGAGCCCGUCUUCCUACCCACCAGCAAGCUGCGGCGCGCGCCCUCCAAGCCCACGCCGCUGAACCGCAACAAGACCUUUACCAAGGACCAAAAGAUUGAGCUGCGCAUGAAGAUGGGCGAGCUCGUCGACACCGAGGAGCGCUACGUGCUCAAGGUGCAGGAGCUGGUCAAGACGGUGGCCAAUGACUUUCGAAACAAGUCAAAAACCCGAUCCCUCGAGAGUCUGAGCCCGUCCGAGGAGGAGCUGGAGAAGCUGUUCCCCAAGUCAUCAGACGGUAUUCUGCAGGUCAACUCGGCCUUUGUCGAAGAGCUGCGCAAGAUCAUGGAUGAGACAGAAGAGGACGCCGUCAAGGACAUGGAAUUUCCCACAAUGAACCUUUCGUCAUCGACAAAGGCGGGCAGCAAUCCCGUCCGGGUCAAGGAUCCGCUUGGCGCCUUGGCCAUGGCCAAGCUGUUCCUCGAGUGGUUCCCCAAGUUUACGCAGUGCUACCAGGACUACAUCAAGGCUAGCCAGCACUUCCCGACACUGCUGAAUUCCUUUUUGGACCAGCAGUCGAGUUUCCGACAGCGCGUGAGCCAGGCGGGCGAGCAGACCAUUCGCUCACUCCUCAUUGAGCCCGUCCAGAGGCUGCCGCGUUACAGCCUGCUGAUUGACCAGAUUAUCGCUUCGCUUCCCAUCACACACCCGGCGCUGCAGCCCAUGCUCAAGGCACGAGACAUCAUCACCAACAUCUGCUCCAUGGACGACCCCCUGCCGGACAAACCGCACGUCGCCAACCGACUUCGAAAUAUGGUCGAGGCGUGGCCCGCCGACCUUGAACCCCAGGGCCGCCUCAUCCUGGCCGCCGACUUUUUGGAGCUCUCGCCACCGUACCAGGCCACCGUCGACUCCGAUGACGCCGGCAUCUUCCUCUUGUUCUCCGAUUACAUAGUCAUGCUGAGGAAAUCGGGCGAUAAUAAUAUGACGGGCCGAGAUUUGUUGCGCGAGAUCGACAAGCCCUCGGCGGCUGAACUGCUCAUCUCCAUGACGAACGCAGCUGGUGGCCCGGGCCAUUACGAAUUCAUAUUUACCGGAUGGCAUCACCUUGCCGAUGUUCGCUUUACGGAAUCGGCAGAUGGCCACCUCGUCUGGAUGACGUCGAGCGCAGAGAUGAAGGGCAUGCACCCUGGUGAGCACAAGGUCCCCAAGGCCAUCACAUCGCGAUGCUUCUUGCUGCAGGAAUCCUUUGAGGGCAAAGCCGCAAAGUGGAGCGAAGACGUUGUCAAGGCUCGGAUCGAGGCGCGGUUUCCCGAGACGGAGAGGGAAGACCCUCGCUGGACUUUGCGCUCGGUCCGGAUGCCUGAGAACAACUUGGGACUGCACGCGGCGAUAUUCCAGGAGGGCGCCGAUCAACUCAUCGAGGGGCGACGGGAACCCGCUUUUAUCCGCGUGGUGGUGGACCACGAGAAGGGAACUAAGGGUGCUCCAGUCGGGCACUAUGGCGUCGAGGUUGUCAUUAAUGUGGCGAGCAAGAAUAUGAAGAGGAUCUCCCUGCUCACCGUGGGCCUCAACGGGAAGCAGUAUCAGGACGACGUGGCUCUGGAAGACUUGCUUCCAACCAUGUCAAGACGAAUGCUAACUCCCCGUUCAGUAAUGCAGCUCUUGAGUGUCCAGUUCAACGUUUCUAACCGAAAUCUCACGGCUCCCAUGGUUUCGUACAAUUCCAAAACGCUACGGACUCUAUGUCUAUCUAAUCGUGCAGAAAAGACCCGUUCCUUCUUAGCGGCGUCCCCCGUCAAGCUAUUCACAAGCCUAUGGAGUGGUGGCGGUUCCAACAACGCUUCCGAGACGACUCUUUCCGAAAUCAAGCACCAUAGCCAGGCCUCUAUCCAACGAGCGGACAGCCAUCAUUCCAUGUACGGUUCUAUCAGGGGUCGAGACAACUCGCGUCGGCCGUUGGAAGAGGUCAUGCCGGAAAAUCCACUUGUUCGGCUAGAGCAGACGUUUGAGGCCUUCACGACGGCACUUCAAUAUCGCAAGGGCUCUAUCCACGGCAGGACCUUGAUGCACCGCGCCAUGGCCGAUGAAUUGCUGGUGAACGACUUGUACAAUCGACUUAUUGAGAAUCCGUUCGAGGUGGAAGUGGCCAACGAUGUCGGAACUGAAGUCGUCUUCACGGCUUUUGAGAACUUUCUCCACAUUGCCUGGGCUGAACAGAUUGGGCCGGUAACGACGAUCAAGAUGCUCGACACCCUACAGGAGCGAGCCAACAAGAGGGUUCCGGGCGAGUUUGCCGAUUUUGUCAACUUCUUGUUCAAGGAGCUGGCUCCACAAAACCGGAGGGCUUUCACGGCUCUCAUCAAGCUGCUGGCCGAUCUCCUGGACGGCUGCAGCAACGAUAGCGAUCGCGGCGCGCUGACCUUGGCGUUUUCGGAGAUGCUAGUUACCGAUGGCACAGCGGCGAAUUACAUCAACCUGCUGGAUCGCCUGGUGGACGACUGUGAUAGGAUAUUUGGCGAGCCCACGUAUGCUGGCUUUAGUUUGGCCGACUUGGCUCUGAUCGAGUCGUUCCAGUCACGCGCAAACGGCGGCCCCGGCGGCGGUGUUGGCGGCGGCAACAAAUCCCACCAGGGAUCCGUGACCUCCAACACAUCGUCCCUGCGCCGCAAAUUCGGGUUGGACAUGCUGCUCCGGCAAAACUCCAACUCCAAGGAGGAGCGCAACUCUGUCUGGAGAACUCUGCGUCAACGGUCAAUAGACGACAACAAUAUUCAGAAGAGAUUUACACUGGGCAGGCCGGGAUCUGGAGACAGGGUCCACGUAGCUAGUGCCUUUGAGGAGCUGACCAGACCACCCAGCGCGCAUCGCGCAGAGUUCCCGCUCGAUACGAUUGGCGAGCCUGCUUCCGAACCGCCAACCCCCGGAUCACCCAGGAGACAUUACAAGAGGAGAAGCUCCCUGUCGGAUCUCCCGUCGCUGCUGGAGACUGAGAGCAUCCAAGAAGAGAGAGAAGCCGAGGAGAGGGAAAAUGCGCUACAGCCUCUGCAAAACACAAAGGAAACAUCGGAAAGGGUCAACGGCAGCCCCAAUGUGAUCCCCACCCCGAACAUACUCUUGAGUCCCGACUCAUCACUACUUAAAUCACCUCGACAAAAGGAAAACAUUGCCUCGGCGGACAUUUACGGCAGCGCGAUGCGUGGGAAUUCACCGACCAGACAAGAUCCGCCCCCGUACAGGAGGCCGAAGCCGACGCACACCAAGACGCUAUCGACGUCAAAUAUCCCCACGCUGCUGCCGCCGAAGCCCAUCCGGCCCGGAAGCUCGUCUGGCGAAUCACCGAGUCGACAGCCCAAUAUCAGCCCGAUACGGUCUGGGGCGCAGAAGCUCCGGCUUCAAUCCCCGCAAAAGCUACGGGAGAGAUUACAGACGGAGAAGACUGCCGUGGGCGAAGCGGACGCCAUGCUGCAGUCGGAACUGUUCAAGAUUGGAGAGGAAAUGGCACGAGUGAAUGGUGAUAGCUUGUCCGAUUCCCAGGCAGCCAACCUCCAGCUGUUGGCUUCCUCGGUAGCCUCGCUGGAGGACCGCAUGCCCGGUGUGAUGCAGGAGCUGCGCGAUAGACAGGAUGAGCUGCAGCGAGACGUGGAAAUUACCCUCAAGACAACCGAAUCCAAGAUGCGGUCAAUUGACCAGCUACACAAGGAGGCCGUGGCAGAGAACGAGCUGCUAUACGAACGGUUCAAUACCGAGCUCGCAAAGAUUGUCAAGGCGCUCAAGGGCAAGGGCAAAGAAGACAAGGAGGAGCUGAUUGUCAAGCUCAAGACACAAGGAGAAGAGCUUGCCAAGAUGAAGAAGGAGAACGCGCGACUGAAGCGCGAGAUGAUUAGCCUACGGGCGGCGCUGAAGGGGACAGAAUAA
This is a messenger RNA of Trichoderma virens Gv29-8, 4539 nucleotides long. RefSeq lists its product as uncharacterized. The transcript is spliced from 4 exons. The coding region runs from base 1 to 4539 and encodes 1512 amino acids. Lineage: Eukaryota; Fungi; Ascomycota; Sordariomycetes; Hypocreales; Hypocreaceae. The record is from RefSeq and is a predicted model, not a curated record. Gene Ontology annotation, molecular function: guanyl-nucleotide exchange factor activity.